AUGUUUGAACUAGUAUUACUGCAAGAUGUGGCGGGAAUCUGUAAUUUAUAUGCUGCUUUCUUCUGCAGAUGGAAUAGCCAAAGCAGCCCUUUUGUCUUUUCAAUUCAAGGUAUUCAGGAGGGGACUCAAUGUACCAAAUGUAAAAAUAACUGGGCACUGAAGUUCUCCAUCAUAUUACUAUAUAUUUUGUGUGCCUUGCUAACAAUAACAGUAGCCAUUCUGGGAUACAAAGUUGUAGAAAAAAUGGACAACGUUACAGGUGGCAUGGAGACAUCCCACAGAAGAUACACUGAGAAACUCACAGAAGUGGAGAGUGGUCUGAAGAAAUUAGAUGACCAAACUGGACAAAAAGAUAUGAGCACUAACAAAGAACUUUCUAGCUUCAGAUCUGACAUUCUGGCUCUUCGCCAGCAGCUUCAGGAGAUUGCAGAGAAAACCACCAAAAACAAGGAUACACUGGAGAAGCUACAAGAUUCUGGAAAUGUAUUAGAUGACAGGCAGAGCCAAAUGAAAGGUGUCUUGGAUAGCAACUCUUUCAUGAUCAUCAGCGUCAAUAAAACUCUCCAAGCAUACACUGGCUAUAUCAACAAUCUCCAACAAGACACAAGUAAUAUCCAAACAAAUUUGCAAAGCCAAAUGCAUUCUCAUAAUGUGGUCAUCAUGAAUCUAAACAACUUAAAUCUGACACAAGUUCAGCAAAGAAAUCUUAUCAGUGUUUUGCAGAGGUCUGUGGAUGAUACAAGUCAGGCUAUCCAAAGAAUCAAGAAUGACUUUCAAAAUCUGCAACAGGUUGUCCUUCAAGCACGAAAGGACACUGAUUGGCUUAAGGAGAAAGUGCAAAAUUUACAGAUGUUAGCAGUCAACAACUCAGCAUUGGCCAAAGCUAAUAAUGAUACACUUGAAGACAUGAACAGUCAACUUAGCUCAUUCAGUGGGCAAAUGGAGAACAUCACCACAGUUGCACAAGCCAAUGAACAAAAUCUUAAGGAUCUGCAGGAGCAUCAUAAAGAUUAUGAGAACAGAACUUCUGCCAAGUUUAACCAGCUAGAAGAGCGCUUCCAGCUCUUUGAGACAGAUAUAGUCAAUAUCAUUAGCAACAUCAGCUAUACUGCGCAUCAUCUGCGGACACUGACUAGCAAUCUCAAUGAGGUCAGGACAACUUGUACAGACACCUUAAGUAAACACACAGAUGACCUGACUUUUAUGAACAACACGCUAGCCAAUAUUCGUUUAGAUUCUACAUCUCUCAGGAUGCAACAGGAUGUGAUGAGAUCAAGAUUAGAUAUUGAAGUUGCAAAUUUAUCACUAAUUAUGGAAGAAAUGAAGCUGGUAGAUUCCAAACAUGGUCAGCUCAUCAAGAACUUCACAAUACUGCAAGGCCCUCCAGGUCCAAGGGGACCUAAAGGUGAGAGGGGACCCCAAGGGCCUUUUGGUCUCACUGGCCUAAAAGGGCAAAAAGGAGAAAAAGGUGAGCCGGGGCCACCAGGACCUGCCGGUGAAAAGGGCCCAGUUGGGCCAAUCGGGCCACCAGGAGAAAAAGGUGGGAAAGGUUCAAGAGGAUCACCUGGCUCCAAAGGUCAGAGAGGUUCUACUGGCAAGACUGGUCUGCCAGGACCUAAUGGAGACCCUGGACCACCAGGACUACCUGGCAAAGAUGGUCCUCCAGGUCCACCAGGUCCACCUGGAUUUCAAGGAUUGCAAGGAACUGUUGGAGAGCCUGGGGUACCUGGACCUCGAGGAUUGCCUGGUCUGCCUGGCAUACCAGGGCCACCUGGGCCACCUGGGCCACCUGGGCCACCAGGUCCAGGGAUGCCUAUGGCCCUGAAAAGUGAGCCAACAUCAAUACCUGAGGCUAAUGGUUGCUCUGCUCGCUGGAAGAACUUUACAGAAAAAUGCUACUACUUUUCAUCUGAAAGAGAAAUUUUUGAAGAUGCAAAAGUUUUCUGUGACGAGAAGUCCUCACAUCUGGUUAUCAUAAACAACAAAGAGGAGCAGCAAUGGAUAAAAAGACAGAUUGCUGGGAAAGGCAACUUCUGGAUUGGGCUCACAGAUUCAGAGCAAGAGAAUGCGUGGAGAUGGCUGGAUGGAACCUUACCAGAGUACACAAACUGGAAAAGUGGGCAGCCUGAUAACUGGAGUACUGGGCAAGGGCCAGGGGAAGAUUGUGCUGGAUUAAUCUCUGCUGGGCUCUGGAAUGACUUUCAAUGUGAAGAUGUUAACAGUUUUAUUUGUGAAAAAGACAUGGACAAAGGAACCAAUAUUUUUCUGUCUCAGUGA
Molecule: messenger RNA, 2277 nt
Organism: Emys orbicularis (European pond turtle)
Lineage: Eukaryota; Metazoa; Chordata; Testudines; Emydidae
Gene: COLEC12
Product: collectin subfamily member 12
Exons: 9
Coding region: 1-2277 (758 amino acids)
Molecular function (GO): signaling receptor activity
Source: RefSeq, a predicted model, not a curated record